AUGUCGGAACCGGAAAAGAAAAUGGAACGCUUCAAGAACUGUCUAAUAAAAAUACAAGAAAAAUUUCAAGAUAAAGUAGAAGAUUUCCAGGACCAAGUACAAAAUAAAAUUGAGAAAUCUAAACUGGGAAAUUUUGUUUCUCAUCUGUCCGAAGAUAGAAGUUCAAAUGAUGAUAAUUCCACAGACGCUGAUAAAGUAUCUACAGAUUCUGGAGAAAUGAAAGUUAACAAAAAUAAUAAAUUAAAAAGCAUUCCGUCUGUGGUUAUUAAUCAGCCAGAGGGUGAUAGUAAUGAAGAUCAGAAGGAUGUUUGUAGCAAUUUCCUUAAGGGAGAACGCAGUGGUGGAAUUUAUAGAAGUUUGUCGGAUUCAGAUAUAGCUUUUGAUAACGACACUUACUUCGACAGUUCCAGUGAAUCAUGUUUAUCGUGCUAUUCUUCGAGUGAUGAAAGAAAAUUAGAAAUAAGACCAAGAGCAGGAAGUCUUCCACCAGGCCAGAAGCUCGACGGGCCUACAUCUCAUAACGCAUGCAGUGACUUUAUUGAGAAGAUAGGGAACCACUUUCCAGGACUCAAGAGUAAGGGAGAAAGGAUACAGAGGUAUCUUCUGAAGAACACAAGGUUAAGUGACGUGAACAAGCGGCUGAAGGCACAAAUCUGGAGUUCCGUGGUGACCAUAGUACUUGUUGAGGCUAAGAAUCUUCAAGCAAUGGAUGUAGAAACAAGAUCCAGUGACCCUUAUUGCAAAUUCAGGUUAGGUAAUGAAAAAUAUAAAAGUAAAGUUGUGUGGAAGACGCUACAUCCAUCAUGGUUGGAGCAGUUCGACUUUCACCUAUACGACGAUCAAGAACAGAUACUUGAAGUCACUGUGUGGGACAAGGACAAACAAACUAAAGACGAUUUUUUAGGGAGGUGUACAAUAGAUUUAACAAAAUUAGAACGGGAAAAAACGCAUAGCAUUUGGCAAGACUUAGAAGAUGGCAACGGGCAGAUAUUUUUAUUGCUAACAAUCAGUGGCACCACGCAAUCGGAAACAAUUACUGACUUGGCAAGCUAUAGGGAGAACCCUAGAGAUAUUGAAAUAAUCGAAAGGAGAUACGCGUGGUAUCGACUCAACGAGUACUCUAGCGGUGUCGGCUGGCUGUGUGUAAAAGUGUAUGGUGCUAAAGGUCUGGUGGCAGCGGAUUUGGGCGGCAAAUCGGAUCCGUUUUGUGUAUUGGAACUGGGUAAUGCGAGACUGCAGACGCAUACGGAAUAUAAGACGCUGACGCCUAAUUGGAUGAAGAUAUUCACAUUCACAGUAAAAGACAUCACAUCAAUACUAGAGGUGACAGUUUACGACGAGGACCACGAUCAUAAAGUGGAGUUCCUAGGCAAGCUUGCAGUGCCGUUACUAAACAUACGGAAUGGGGAGAAGCGUUGGUUCGCGCUGAAGGAUAAGAAGAUGAGGGCGAGAGCUAAGGGUAACUACCCGCAAAUAUUGCUGGAGAUGACGGUUAUAUGGAAUCCGUUGAAAGCGGCUAUAAGAGUGAUAAAUCCCAAAGAGGCUAAGUACAUGCAUCAAGAAUCGAAGUUCAAGAGACAACUGUUCGUUCGAAAUGUGAUGAGACUGAAAGCAAUAAUAAUGUGGUUUAUAGAAUUCGGGAAAAUUUUACAAGAUUGCUUCGAAUGGGAAUCUAGAUUACUGUCGUUUCUAGGUCUGCUAGCGUGGCUAGCGUUCUGUUAUUAUUAUCAAAUGUGGAUGCUGCCAUUCUUACUUCUAGUAUUCUUUUCAAGGAAUUGGUUAAUUUACAGGCUUACUGUUCCGAUUAAGUAUUUCCGAAGUAAUCCAUGGGGAUAUAUAGCAAAUGCUUUUGGUGGAAAUCCACUGUUAACACCAGUUGAUGAUGACGAUCUAUUAGCGGAGGAGGACGACGAUGAUGACGUAGACAAGGAAGAAAAGAAAUCACUGAAAGAGAGGUUACAAGCAAUACAAGAAGUAACGCAGACAGUCCAGAACGCCAUUGGUUAUGUAGCAUCGGUGGGAGAGGCCGUCAAAAACCUUAUGAACUUCACAGUGCCAUAUCUUAGUUAUUUAGCAAUAAUAAUGUUAUUUGGAGCAAUGCUAGUUUUAUACGUGAUACCACUACGAUAUCUCCUUAUGGCGUGGGGUAUCAACAAAUUCACAAGAAAAAUACUUCGACCACACACGAUACCCAAUAACGAAGUUCUAGAUUUACUGUCCAGGGUACCGGAUGACGAAAUAUUGCUGGACUGUAGAGAGCUUAAAACUCAUGCGCCGAACGAUACUCGAAAGGACGCUAAAAAAAAACACAAGGCGGCGUAG
Messenger RNA from Parnassius apollo (apollo), 2322 nucleotides. Lineage: Eukaryota; Metazoa; Arthropoda; Insecta; Lepidoptera; Papilionidae. The record is from the annotation of a GenBank genome assembly.